Messenger RNA from Leptosia nina, 552 nucleotides. NCBI's taxonomy places the organism in Eukaryota, Metazoa, Arthropoda, Insecta, Lepidoptera, Pieridae. The record is from the annotation of a GenBank genome assembly.
AUGAAACGUGUUCUACUAAUAAUCGUUUGCAAUAUUAUAUUUGCGAAAACUUUUCAAGUACCCAAGAUCACCAGUGUCACCACUUUAGUUCCAGCCGGCUUACUCGUCAAAUGGGAUUCCAAUAAUGAUGUGGUUGAUGGAUUUAAAAUUAGCGUGUGGGAAGUGGAAAUCUCUAGUCAGGGUCGUUUCAAACUAUUGAAUGGGGAUGAAAUACCAGGAUUACUUCUAGAACACAAAGCUAUUGAGCCAAUGGCUCAUAAUAAAUUGCCCAAAAGCAAGCCGAUUCAAGUCGUAGUGCGAGAUCCGGAAGCAAGAGAAGCAAAGAUAAACAAACUAAAGUAUAAUACUCUUUAUGAAGUUCGUGUUUUAGCGUACAAAGGUGAUGGAGAAUCAGGGUUGUCUCCACCUACAAGGAUACAGUUGAUAAAAGCAGAUGACGCCAUCAAUGUCGUAGCUGCGCAAAAGGAAAAUGACGUCUGUAUUGCAACUGUAGUAACCACCAUUGACUAUAAGGGUGAAAAGUACAAUUAUCAUAGAAACGUUUAUAUAUGA